AUGGAUAAAAACGGUCAGAAACAGGUUCGAAAUAAAAUCGACGUUGUCGAUCUUCCGCCCCUGGAACUUGGGAAAAAAGAUGCGAAAUCGAGUUCACCCCUUCCUGUGUCGGAUGGGCAGCAUGAAGAAGUCGAAAAUAGACAGAGCCUCAUUGAGAUCGCCGACACGGCGCUGAAUCUGAGUGGCAUAAAGGAAGAAACCGCUGACAAGUCAUUGAAACAGUCAAUCGUUGGCCCUAAAGCCGUUGAUGAUUCCGGUAGAGAAUUUGAAAACGCCGUAAAUAAUCAGUUGGCUGAGCUGCAGAAGGUUUACACCAUGUCGAUCGCCAAGAAAGACGCUCUCGCUGACUUGUUACGUGAACGGAGCAAGUUGAUGCAAACGGUGUUGAACAUAGAAGAGGAUUCAUACAGCAGUGCCGAAUUGAAGGCGAUUUCAAUGUCCAUAGAUAGGCUGAAGAAGGAAAACGAAGAUUUGGACCGUCGUGCAACUGACUGUGCUAAUUCGUUGCAAAAGCUUGUAGGUGAAGGACGGGAGCAGAUUUCGACGGCUUCCAACCCGUUGCUGAAUAAGGCGACGUUGCAUCUCGAAAGCUUGAAACUACAGGCAAAGAGAAAGCAGGAAACGAUAGAAGAUCUGUCUAUCGGUACCGAAGUCCUUGCCGAACACAAGAAUAUUUUAGAAAAGGGACGAACAGCGUUUAUGGACCAGCUGAAGUUGUUGAUGCCUGACUUUCAGGACAGGCCAGGCAGAGAGAUGUCUACAGCCGAACUGACAGCACUGUUGGCCUGCGCCCUUGUUCGCAUCGACAGGCUGCGCAAGAAACUGGCCGAAUACCCAGAGCAGGAGAAGCAACACUUCGAACGCGAGCUUUCGGCCCGCGUGAAACAGUUCCGCGAUGAACAUGACAGAGAGACCGAAGCUCGAAUCGAGACUUUACGACGGAUGCACGAUGAACACUUGGAAGAGGUGGCAAAUAUGCAAAGGCGAGAGCUGAAGGCGAUAUACAUGCAAGAGUUAGAAGAUCGACUGAACGAGGCGAAGCUUGAGUUUCACAAAGAGGUCGGAAAUGCGUUGAUGAAUAUUGAAGCAAUACAGCGAGUUCUAAGCGGUACGUUUCAGUAUUUGAUGAUGAUUUUGGUUAUUAUCAAGUCAUUGAUUUUAACUGAGGGAGGAAAAGAUAUGUUAUUCCUGGUACCCUUAAACAGCUUUUUGUAUUUAAACAUCCGUUAUUAGAC
Messenger RNA from Soboliphyme baturini, 1235 nucleotides. The record is from the annotation of a GenBank genome assembly. NCBI's taxonomy places the organism in Eukaryota, Metazoa, Nematoda, Enoplea, Dioctophymatida, Soboliphymatidae.